Molecule: messenger RNA, 990 nt
Organism: Lodderomyces beijingensis
Lineage: Eukaryota; Fungi; Ascomycota; Pichiomycetes; Serinales; Debaryomycetaceae
Source: the annotation of a GenBank genome assembly
AUGGACACGUCAACAACCCUCAAUGCGACAAACGGCAAUAAGCAGAUAGAGCGCAACUACAAGCUUGCGCUCAAGCAGUUCAUAAACAAAAGCUUCCCGCUAGCGUUCCGAUUAUCGCAUCAGCUCUACCGUUGCUCGUUCGCCGAGUACCGCCAAGGCACCAUAUCGCACAACUUGCUAGUGAAGAUCAUCUCCUUGUAUCUUGUGGUCACGGGGGUAUGUUUGAAGGACCACAGGUUGGACGCGGUGCAGGCCAACGUUGCCCGCAACUCGAUCUCGUCGAACGAAGUCACCAACUUGAUCCGCUCGAUUUGGGACGCGCGUGUGCCGUGUGAAAUCAUGUACAACUUCCACUUGAUGAUGAUCUCCAAUCGAGAUUUGAUCAGUGAUGAAGCGGAGUAUAUUCGCGACGUGGUGGGUUCAGUUGCGCGGCUCGACGCGGGGGAUAAAUACGCUGCGAAGUUGCGUGAUCUCGCCGUGUUUGAAAUCUUGCCGGUGUUCAACAGGUUCGAUGACGCCGCGGCGUUGCUAGCUGGUGAUGGUGAUGAUGAUGCAGAGGCACGCGAGAAGUUGGCUAGGAUCAAGACAGAGAGCCAGGAUCGCGAACGGCGGGUCGAGCUCAAGCGUUUGGAGGAUGAGAAACGGAAACUGGAGUUGCGCGAGCGUGAGGCUAACGAAGCUCGCAAGUUGGCGAGGGAGUCGCAGUUGAAGUAUCGUUCCAUCCGCGAGAUCCAGCUGGGGUAUAGCACGGAUGAUAAACGCGAAAGUGUCGUCAAGAAGAAGAAAAGCCGUGGUAAUGGGCGAGAGGACUUGGUGGUUAGGUUGAAGUACUUGACCAGAUUGGUUAUGCGUUAUAUGGAGAGAAACUACAUGGUGUUGAUUGUGUUGGCGAUCUUGGUUUUCGGAAGCAUGCCGUUUUUGAAACGUGCUGAUUUGAGAGAACGCUUUGUUGAGACUGUCAAGAUGGCCUUCAAGUUCACCUACGUGUGA